Effrenium voratum is the source of this 2187-nucleotide messenger RNA. The record is from the annotation of a GenBank genome assembly. NCBI's taxonomy places the organism in Eukaryota, Dinophyceae, Suessiales, Symbiodiniaceae.
AGGCAGGCCAAAAGCAGUGGCACGUUGCUUUCUCGCAUGGAUGCCGCAAACAGGGAAAACGGCACCUUGCGCGUGUCAAAGCGUGAGUGUGCCCGACGAAGAGCCGCGGGGAUUUGCUCGCUGGUGCAAGGAGAAUCCAUAUUUCGUACCUCUUUGCUCAGGCGCGUUUGCCGGAGUUGCUUCCGAGACGCUCCUUUUCCCGCUGGAUUGCUUGAAGACUCGGCUGCAAAGUCGGCAAGGCUUCAUCGAAUCUGGCGGCUUCCGCAACAUCUAUCGCGGUGUUUUCAUCUCUAUCGGCGCAGCGGCGCCGGCUUCCGCAAUUUUCUUCUCCACCUAUGAGGCCACGAAGAAGUGCUUGAUGCCCUUCGAUAGAAGCAACUCAGUUCUGGCCUAUUGUGGCAUCGGACUGGUGGCUUCAAUCUUGGGCGAGCUGGCCGCUGGAGUUUGGCGUGUGCCUGUUGAUUUAGUCAAGCAACGCCAGCAAGCCGGGGGCGGCCAAAGCCUGCGGACUGUGGUGCAAGGCGUGUGGAGCACGCAAAGCUCAAUUUUUGUGGCAUCAUUGCAGGCAUCUCUGCUGCGGGACGUCACACACAGCAGCUUGCAAUUCCCUCUUUACGAAUACUUGAAGCUUGCCUGCGCAAAUUUUCAUGGAGUCGCGAAGGAGGCUUUGCCAACUUGGCAGGCGGCAUCGUGUGGCACUGUGGCAGGAGUCAUCUCUGCCCUCUUGUCUACUCCCUUGGACGUGCUGCGGACGCGGCUAAAUCUCAGGGAGGAUCACCUCUGCCCCAUGGGCCGCAAAAAGGCCUCAGAGCUGUUGAAGGAGGAGGUGGUGCUGGUCUACCGGCAUCGGGGCCUGAAGGGCUUCUUUGCUGGCUGCACCUGCCGGGCUGCGUGGAUGGGCCUCGGCGGCUUCAUCUUCCUGGGCUCCUUCGAGCUGGCGAAGAAGCACCUGCAGACCACAGAGGAUCCCGUCCCGCUUCCGGUGAAGAAACGGCCGGAGGUGGCCGCAAAGCCAGCUGAGCCAAUCGAGCGAGAGCUUGCUCAUGACCCAGUUGCACCCACAGCGUUGCCCGUGCACGAGCCAGAAAGGAACCGGCAGUUGGGGCUGGAGCCGCCUGUCUUGGUAUCCUUCUCAUCCGGCCUGCUUGCUGGUGUAGCGGUGGACGUUCCGCUGCACCCGCUCGACACGCUGAAGACACGCAUGCAAUCCAGAGAUGGGUUCUGGCGCUCUGGAGGCUACCGCAAUGUGUGGAGCGGGCUCAGUGCCGUGCUGGUGGUCUCUGUCCCGGGCAGUGCGCUCUUUUUUGUGGUUUACGAGUCUGCCCGGCACUUCCUCGAACGAAGGAUGCCUGCGGCUCAGCAAGACAAGACUCUAGCCAUCGCUCGGGACGCCGUGGCUGCAUCAGUGGCAGACGUGAGUGCCUGCAUUGUGCGGGUGCCGUGCGAAGUGCUGAAGCAGCGCAUGCAAGCACUGCAGCCGUGCGGCGUGUCGCUCAGCUUCUCGCAAACUGUAUCCAGCGUCAAAGCAGAGGGUGUCAAGGGCUUUUUUGCUGGCUUUGCUGCCACUGCCAUGCGUGAGGUGCCGUUUGCCCUCAUCCAGAUGCCCCUUUUUGAGGAGCUGAAGUACCUGCACCCGUGGGCGAGGCAAGCGCAGCGCGAGAACAACACGCAUCAGCAAGGCCUCAUCGGCAUGCACUGUGGUUUUAUUGCAGGCUCCUGCGCAGGGAUUGCUACAACGCCGCUGGAUGCAGCAAAAACGCGAAUAAUGCUGACCGAAGAUCCGACCCAACGCUUGGGGCUUUGGAGAACGCUCUGCUCCAUGAAGAAGGAGUGUGGCAUGAUGGGCCUCUUCAAAGGGGCAGUGCCAAGAGCGCUUCACUCAGGUUUGGGCGGUGCCUUGUGGCUCGGCGCCUUCGAGUGGUCCAAGCUCUUCCUUUGGCCCAGCCAUGGCUUCGACGAAUUCGCCUGUGCCUUUGCCAACUGAUGCCCAGUAGGACACAGUUGCACGUAGUGGGAGGUUCACGGAUUCAUUGCUGGGCAAUGUGAGCUUGGCUCAAAGUCUGAAAGGCUUCAAUCCAUCAGUUUGGAGGUCGCCUGAACGGCUCGUGCCUGUUUUGAAGGAAACUGGCACCAUGGAAACGCACAGCAUUGCACGGCCAUUCGGCCGAACGCGGGUGGCAAAGAGAC